This is a messenger RNA of Patiria miniata (bat star), 1100 nucleotides long. RefSeq names its product apolipoprotein D-like. The record is from RefSeq and is a predicted model, not a curated record. The transcript is spliced from 5 exons. Bases 128 to 685 code for a protein of 185 amino acids. NCBI's taxonomy places the organism in Eukaryota, Metazoa, Echinodermata, Asteroidea, Valvatida, Asterinidae.
UCCCACCCGGACACCAAGUCAACGACCGAACCCGAAGCGGCCACACCGUCCAGCUCUGCCCGGCAACACCUCGCGUCAAUUCACGGUGAAUUCGUUCUUGGUAUACCAAACACGCCGAUCUCCGACCAUGUUGUGCUUCAUCGUCUUGGCGGCUUUCGUGGCCGGUAGCAACGCCUUGGGAACCGUUCCCGAGCUGGACCCUGGCAUGUACAUCGGCCGUUGGUAUCAGAUGUACUCGAAUGGAUGGACGGAUCUGUUUUCCAACUUGCCUAAUCCCCAGUGCGUUACAGCCGAUUAUGGUGUCAUCAAUGCAACUUAUAUCACCGUUCUGAACCACAACUACAAUCUUGAGGGAGAGGAGGGUGGUAUCUCGGGUUACGCCUACGUGCCUGACGUCAGAGAGCCCGGCAAACUCAAAGUGUCGCUAGAAGGAGUGCCAGUCGUCGGAGAUUACUGGGUCUUCAAGCUUGGUCCAAUCAUCAACGGGCAGUACGAGUACAGUCUGAUCACCGACGGAGAGGCCACUAGGCAGCUGUUCGUGUUGGCCCGGGACCCGACCGACUUCAACGCCAAAUACGACGCAGAGGUCCAGGAAUACCUGACCCUGGUGGGAUUCACAACGGGCCCCAAGAAGUACGAACCCGUACCCCAGGUUCCGGAGUGCAAGUACCUGCCAUUGCCAUAAAGGAAUAAACACCAGCUUCGUCAGUCGUGUUUUUAAACCAGUGUUUGCUUCGUCUUUAUUUUAUUUCUAAAUGUGAUCUUCUCAUUUUCCUUGUAAAUAAACUCUGGAGAGAAAGUCUGAACUUGAGAGAAUAAACUUAAAACAUUGCAUACAUGCUCGUUAAUUAUUUCAAUUAUUUUCUACAUUAACUCUUUUUUUUUUAAGUCAAGGUGGUGGCAUUGCCUUAGACACAUGUCCCAAUGUACUUGUGAAAACGGUUAUGUUCUACUUUUUUAACGAUCCUUCCAGCGUUUCUUAAGAAACGCGUUUUAGAGCCCAAAAUGACGCGGUGCAGAGCCCAAAAGGGCACCGUUCUUCUCGAAAGUGUCCCUUUAUGUUUCAAUUUUGUUCAAAUAAAAGCAAUACCAUAAGUUAA